Molecule: messenger RNA, 1721 nt
Organism: Hevea brasiliensis (rubber tree)
Lineage: Eukaryota; Viridiplantae; Streptophyta; Magnoliopsida; Malpighiales; Euphorbiaceae
Product: protein DMR6-LIKE OXYGENASE 1-like
Exons: 4
Coding region: 71-1123 (350 amino acids)
Source: RefSeq, a predicted model, not a curated record
CCCACUCAAAAUUUCGUCACUAAUAGUGGAAUUGUUGGAAAGGCUCGGGAUCAAUAUUUUUUGAUUUGCAAUGGCUAUUGCAAAGCCACUUUUAUCUGACCUUGCGUCUACAGUAAACUAUGUUCCCUCAAAUUACAUCCGACCUUCAUCUGAUAGACCAAAUUUUAGUGAAGUUCAGACCUCGGAUGGUUUCAUUCCUCUUUUUGAUCUCCAAGGCCUCGAUGGUCCUGAUCGAUUUAGCCUGAUCCAAGACAUAGGCAAAGCUUGCCAAGACUAUGGUUUCUUUCAGGUUAAGAACCACGGGAUUUCGAAGAAGCUGAUCGAUGAAAUGCUGCGCGUAUCGAAGGAAUUCUUUCAUUUGCCAGAGAGUGAGAGGCUGAAGAAUUACUCCGAAGAUCCAAUGAAGACAACAAGACUCUCCACAAGCUUCAAUGUGAAAACUGAAAAGGCAUCCAACUGGAGAGAUUUCUUGAGACUCCAUUGCCACCCUUUAGAGGACUACAUACAGGAAUGGCCCAGCAACCCUCCAUCUUUCAGAGACGUUGCUGGUGAGUAUUGCAGGCAUACAAGAGGAUUAGCACUAAGACUGCUCGAAGCAAUAUCAGAAAGCUUAGGUCUACAAAGGGAAUACAUAAAUGGGGCACUGGGGAAGCAUGGACAACACAUGGCAAUUAAUUACUAUCCUCCAUGUCCACAGCCAGAGCUGACUUAUGGAUUACCUGGACACAAAGAUCCUAAUGUGAUUACCAUUCUCCUUCAGGAUGAUGUACCAGGACUUCAGGUCCUCCAAAAUGGCAAUUGGGUUGCUGUCAAACCUAUACCAUAUACAUUCACUGUCAACAUCGGAGAUCAAUUACAGGUAAUCAGUAACGAUCGUUACAAGAGUGUGCUCCACAGGGCUGUAGUAAACAGCAUGGAAGAGAGGAUCUCCAUCCCAACAUUCUACUGCCCAUCACCUGAUGCUGUCAUGGGACCAGCCCCUCCGCUGGCAGACCAUCAUCUGCAUCCGCCAAUCUAUAGCAACUUUACUUACAGCGAAUACUACAAACACUUCUGGAACCGUGGCCUUGCUACUGAGUCCUGUUUGGACAUUUUCAAGAAGCAAGAAACUUAUCAUGCAUGAGAAAGCUUCGACUAGUGAAGAGAAUAACGGGUAAAUUACAUAGACAGUAUCUUAAAGAUAUAAAAUAGUAAGGUAUUUAAACUUCAAUUUAAAAUAUAAAAUUUCAUGAUCCUUAAUUAAAGUAACAUAAAAUUUUUUGUGACAUUCAGUGGUCAGUUUCUAGAUUAUUUCUAUUGACGUGGUGUUUAUCAUAUUAAAAAAUAUAUUUUCAUCAAUUGAUAGCUUUGAGAAGACAGGUCUUGAAUUACUGAAAUAUUGAUUUGUGCAAUUUGUAUCAUCGGGAUUAUGAAUAAAGAAAGAGCAAGAUAUAGGAAAAUCAGAGAAAAAUUAAUUAUAAAAUAUUUUGUUUCAUUAAUUAAAAUUUUUCUUGAUAAGUAUCAAAUAAAGACAGAGAAAAUAUAAUUCUUUUUAAUAUGAAAAGCAAUGUGUUAAUAAAGAUAACUUAAAAACUUAUUAUUAAAGGUUACGAGUGAUUUUAUGUUACUUAAACUAAAAAUCAAAAAUUUUGUAUUUCAAAUUAAAAUUUAGAUACUUGCUAUUAUAUAGCCUACAUUGAAAUAUCGUUUAUACAAUUUACCCAAAAAUAACUGGAAUUAAA